AUGUUGACCGUGCAAGCACAAACAGAAAUCAUCCAAAAGGUGCACGGGGCACUGGACAAGUAUGAAGCCAAGCUCAGCGACAUCAACCAGAGGAUCUGGUCAACCCCCGAACUAGCAUUCAAAGAAUACAACGCCCACGACAGCAUUUGCACCUUCUUCGAAUCGCUCAACGAUGCCUACACCGUCACCCGCAAAGCCUACGGCGUCGAAACAGCACUAGAAGUAGCCUACAAACAAGGCAACGGCGGGCGCAUCGUCGCCUUUAAUGCUGAAUACGACGCCCUCCCCGGAAUGGGCCACGCCUGCGGCCACAACCUCAUAGCAACAAGCAGUAUCGCCGCUUUCCUGGCAACAGUCGAAACAAUGAAAGCUCUACACAGCAACAACCCCAAAGCCAGCUACGAAGUCCGUCUCUUCGGCACACCCGCCGAAGAAGGCGGCGGCGGCAAACUCCUCCUCAUCAACGCAGGCGCCUACAAACCCAUCCACGCCUGUUUCAUGGUACACCCCUUCCCAAUCCUAUCCGGUGCGCCAGAGCUGCUGUCAUCGAGUUCGUGUAUGGGUCAGUAUCUCGCGAAUGAUAAAGUCCGGGUGACAUACACUGGUAAACCAGCGCAUGCAUCUGCGGCGCCGUGGGAGGGUGUUAAUGCGCUUGAUGCGGUUGUUUCGGCGUAUGUGGGAAUUUCGAUGUUGAGGCAGCAGAUUCGGCCGACGGAUAAGAUUCAUGGGGUUGUGUUGCGUGGUGGGGAGAGACCCAACGUUAUUCCUGCUUCUACUACUGUUGAGUAUUAUAUUCGGUCCGGGAGUGUGGCUGAGUUGAAGCCUCUCACCGAGAAGGUUGUGAAAUGUUUUGAGGCUGCGGCUACUGCUACUGGGUGCUCGGUUGAGUUUGAAUGGGAGGCUUCGUACAAGGAUAUGAAAAUCAAUCUACCUAUCUGCGAUAGCUAUGUCUCUGCCAUGAAUGCUAUGGGGCAUAGUACUAUCUUUGAUGCAGCGGGACAGGCAGGUGGGCUGAGUGGGGGAUCUACUGAUAUGGGAAAUGUCUCCUAUGAAGUCCCCAGCUUCCACGGUGGCUUUUACAUAGCCACCGACGGCGUCAACCAUACGCCACAAUUUACGGCGGGUGCGGGUUCAGAGGAAGGCUUUAAGCGCAGCUUGCAUUGUGCUGCGGGAAUGGCGGUGGUGGCUUGCCGGGAUCUAGUCGAUGAUAGUUUUGCGAAGGCUGUGGAAUCUGACUUUGGUACAGAUAAUACGCUGUAA
Molecule: messenger RNA, 1260 nt
Organism: Penicillium antarcticum
Lineage: Eukaryota; Fungi; Ascomycota; Eurotiomycetes; Eurotiales; Aspergillaceae
Product: M20 family metallopeptidase
Exons: 4
Coding region: 1-1260 (419 amino acids)
Molecular function (GO): dipeptidase activity
Source: RefSeq, a predicted model, not a curated record